CAGACGCAGGCGUGUUCAAAUUCAUUUUUUUCUCCCUACAAUGCAAAUUUUCUUUUCAGCAAUAUCGGCAACUCUGAAUAUGCUAUAGGAUUUCUAAAAAAACAUCUUGGCUUACUUUUUAAAGAGAUAAACAGAGAUAAACUACUGAAGGCUACUCUUAACACAGACACAUUAAACGAUCUUCUAAUUGUUCCUCACAUUUCAUUUCAUUUUGUUCCAAUGUACAGAGUUGAUGUACUGGAUUAAAUGAUUCUCAUACUGUGAAUCCAUGAUCCUGGUCUACCUCUUGAACAUCGCUACCUCUGUCUGGCCUUACAUGCUAUACACGAUGUCACACUCUCCCAAGUUUGGGAAAUGAGGAAGCAGGAUGCAGGCUUGGAAACAACUCAAGAGGUGUUUUAUUCUACGUCUUUUACUUUAGCUUUUCAGCAGUUUUAUUUUCCCUCCUAUACAUGCACGCACAUAUGCGAGUCUGUGCUGGUUAGCUCUCUAACUCUUACGGCGCUCAUCUCUCUCCUUUUUAUCCUUGCUACAGCUCACUGCAACACAGAACACUCAUUAGUAGUAUUCCCCACAGGUGUGCAUUCCUUACCACUCACCUUCUCCAGCUCUGCCCUCCGUUCACAAACUGGCGCCAUCUGUACCCCCAACCUGUGGACCACCUUGAACUUAAAUGGCUGAAGUGCCAGAUACCAAUGAGUGAUCCACGCAUUGGCAUCCUUCAUGCGGUGGAGCCAUUGGAGCGGAGUGUGGUUCGAACAGAUGGUGAAGGCCCGUCCCAACAGAUUAACGGAGGGUGAGGACUGCCCACCAGAUGGCCUCACACUCCUUCUCUAUCAUGCUGUACUUCGUGUCUCUCACAGAGAGCUGGCGGCUGAUGUACAGCACGAGGUGCUCCUCCCCCUCCACCACCUGGAACAACACUGCCCCCAGUCCCCUGUCCGAUAUGUCAGUCUGCAAAAGAAAAGGGAGAAACAGACCAGAAGAAUGCAAGAGUUGUCUGCCACAGAGUGCAGCUUUUACCUGAGUGAAAACCUGCUGACACGGCUCCGUCCAGUGGACUGGAUCUGGCACCCCUUUUCAGUGAGAUCAGUCAGUGGGCUGGUGACGUCCGAAUAAUCAGGUACAAACCUAAGAUAAUAGCCAGCCAGCCCCAGAAACUGUCGCACCUCCUUUUUGGUCUUGGGUCUCAGAUAGGCUGCAAUUGCUGCUGUCUUGUCAAUUUGGGGAUGCAAAUUGACCCAAGAGGAAGCCCAGAUAUCAUACUUCCACCCGCCCAAUCGCACACUUCCUUGGGUUCGCCAUGAGUCCCACCUGCCUCAACGAUCUCAGAACAGCCCUCAGGUGCUGCAUGUGCCGCUUCCAAUCAUUACUGUAGAUAAUAAUGUCAUCUACAUAGGCAGCGGCAUAGGCAGCGGCAUAAGCAGCGUGUGGUAGGAGGACUCUGUCGCUGGAACGUCACGGGGCCCCCGAACAACCCAAAAGGAAGGGUUACUAGUUGGUGUAACCCAAAGGGAGUGGAAAAGGCCGUUUUUUUCAUGAGAUAUUGGAGUGCUAAUAUCCCUUUCUUAAAUCCAGUGUCAAAUAAAGGUGGUAUGUCCCAGCUAGAUCAGGGGCAGCCUGCAGCGCAUCGGGGAUCCGGACCAACACCCCACCUCCAUCACAUGGCAGUGCUCCUGGAAAUGCCCAGGCUCCCUGCAACACCAGUACACUGGUCCAGGCCUUACUCCCACACCUGCGGCCCCAGAUUCACCCACCUGGGGGAGAGAGGAGACAGAAACACGGGUAGAGGAAGGGGGAGAGAAAGCAUGGGUUUGGGGAACUGGUUUUGGGGGAAUUGGCCCUUGUUUCUGUGGAGCAGGGAAAGGGAAAGGGCAAGGAAGAGCGGGAGAGAAAGAGGGAGAAGGGAGGGACUUGUCUGCCCCUGGAUAUGCCGCCAAGUGAUCCUCUGCCAACUGGAUUGCUUCAUCAAGCGAAGUGCUCGUACAGCUCCAGAAAGGGUUCCAGAUCGUCCUGCGGUCCCAUCUUGGUUAGGAUGACAUGGGGCAUGGCCACAGCGGCUGCUGGGUCUGUGGCUGGGAUACCUGCCUGCUGGACCAGACCCUGGAUCACCUGCCAAUCUGCUGCCUGGGUGUCGAUCACUUCCUUAAUCUGCUGCUCCUGAUUUAGGUGCAGCUGGAGGAGGGCCUGCUGCUGGGUCUAGUGGAUGCUGGCGAUGGAUGUGAUGAUGUAAGCCAGUGGUGAGGACUCCAUGACGGCGUCUUCCUCAGGAUCCCAGGUUGCGGCACCAGUGUGGCACUGUCCCAAGUUCGUGCGGAAAUGAGAAAGCAGGAGGCUUGGGAAGAGGUGUUUUAUUCUACAUCUUUUCUUUCACUUUUCAGCGGUUUUAUUUUCCCUCCUAUACAAGCAUGCACAGGCACACAUGCACACAUGUGGCUCUGCGCUGGUUAGCUGUCUAUCUCUUGAGGCGCUCGUUUCUCUCCUUUUUAUCCUCGCCACAGCUCACUGCAACAGACAACACUCGUUAGUAGAAUUCCCUGCAGGUUUGCAUUCGUUACCACUCACCUUCUCUGGCUCCGCCCUCCAUUCACAAACCAGCACUCGACCAUGCCCCCGCUUCCACACAUGAUUAAAGCAGAUCAAAUUCACCAGAAUUAAUUAGUGUAUAAACUUACAGGAAAAGCAGAUGAAUGUAACUAUGGAUGCAUUUUUUCAUUUUAUUCUGAUUUGAAAGUGUUUAAUCAUUGCCAUUUUGUUUCCCAGUCGGAAAGCCAUUAGCUAGCGCUAACUAUCCAACUUCAGCUGACUAGCUAAAUGAUUAGCUGAAUGUAACGUUUAAAAGAACUAACAGAUUACUAAAUAUCUUUAUACCACAGCACUCUUUAUUUCUCGAAUCUGAUUGGUCAGAAGGUGUUGAUUAAUUUUCUAUAACAGCAGCUCUGUGGACCGGGGAACCAGUUUUCUUUCCCUCUCUCUUCUCUUUCUUUCUUUCUGUCUCCCCUCUUCCUCCCGUCGUCUCUCCUUUCGCAGGAUACUGAGUCGGCCAGCCGGAGGAGGCAUGGAUGAAAGGCAACGCCUCUCCUCCCGAAAGGAAAGUAUUUACUACAUCUCUACUGGGAAGAAGACCUGGAGUGAGAGCAGACACGACUGCGAGGGAAAAGGAGCAGACCUGGUGAUUAUAAGCAGCAGAGAGGAACAGGGUCGCAGGGAGCCUGGAGCCUCUUCCAGGUGACUCGGGGCACAAGGCAGGAGACACCCUGGAUAGGGUGCCAACCCAUCGCAGGGCACAAUUGCACACACUCUUACACACCCAUUCACACACUACAGACAAUUUAAGCCAGUUAGCCUACAAUGCAUGUCUUUGGACUGGGGGAGGAAACUGCAGUACCCAGUGGACACUCCGAAGCAUGGGGAGAACAUACAACUCAAACCCCCCCAACCCCGGAGAUGUGAGGCAAAUGUGCUAACCACUAAGCCAUCAUGCCCCCCAGGGGAAUGUUUUGAGUUCAUUAAAUCAAUUUUUUCUAUCAAGCUUAAAAAUUGUGACAAAGCAGCUUUACAGAAAUCUGUAAAUCCCUAAUGAGUAAGCCCCCUGAGAUGACAGAAGGAAGAAAACUUGAGAGGAACCCGACUCAAAGGGGAACCCAUCCUCAUCUGGGUGAUUCCGGAGAGCGGGAUUAUGAGUUAUAACUCACCCACACCUGUACGCUAUAAAGCCAAACAGUACUGAUUGUGUUGAAAGGAUCUUCAGUAUGAGCAUUAGGGCCUUUUAUGAUUUCAUUAGUGUUUUAAGCUUUAACCCUUUUGUAGCCAAGUGAAGUUAUCCACUGAAUAACAGAUAAGACUGAAUCUGUUGUCAGAAGUGCAAUUCAGGCUAUUCAGCUGAGACCAUCCACAGCAAUCUUUAGGGGAUCAGUGUGGUAACAUCCACAGCAACCUCAUGGCGAUCUUUAGGCUAUCCAUGUGGAGCCAUCCUCAACAGCAGCAAGUGAUUGUCAAGUGAGCGAGGCUCCAAGCAGAAGUACAGCAUCAAGAAGGAUCAGAGCGAUCCAGAGGGCAGAAGGAGUCAGGAUCACUGACAUCUCACCAGGCAGCAGGAAUAACUUGUAGCUCAACAGACACAGAGAGAGAGAGAGAGAGAGGAAACAGAUUAUUAGUUAUGCUCUUGUCCUAUAGUGGUUUGUAAGCAGGGACUCCGGCAGGAAUAGCUGUGACAGCAUAACUAAAAGGGAGAGCCAGAAGGUGAAUAAAAGGGUGCCCUGAGACAUAAAGCUGCCAGCCACUCCACCGUCAACAAACCUGAGUGAACGUGUGAGAGUUGGGGGGGCGACAGCAUCCAAACAUCCCAGUUCACCACAACACUCUAUGCCUGUGAACCCUUCAGAUCUGCUCCUUUACCUAAGAAAACUAUUCACAAAAGGCUUGACUAAACAAACAUGUUUUCAGCCUAGACUUAAACACUGAGACUGUGUCUGAGUCCCGAACACUAACUGUGGCGCUUCGUAAGAGAAAGGUCUGCCCCCUAUCUUUCAUGGUACCCACAAUGAGUCUGCACCUUUUGAUCAAAGUAGGCGUGGUGGAUCAUAAAAGACCAAAGGUUCACUAAGGGUACUGCAGCACAAGACCAUUCAGCAUGAUAUAGUUUUUCUGCAACAUGUAGUGACAUUAUAUUUAUUAUCUUAGCAAUAUUUCUGUGAAUUAAAGAGGGCUAUCCUAGUAAUAUUAUCUACAUAAGUUUCAAGUGAAAGACUAGAAUCAAUAAUCACACUAAGGUCUUUUACUGCUGGACAUGAUGAAUCAAAAAGGCCAUCCAGAGUUACAAAGUAAUCAGAAAGCUUAUUUCUCUCUGCAUGUGGUCCUGGUACAAGUAUAUAUAUAAUAUACAGUGUCUUGGAUAUAUUCACUGAAAUGUUGACAUUUUGUAAUUGGCACUUAAUUGGGAAUUUUAUCAUUUCAUGUACACAUAUGUGUAACAUUUCAAGGUGCAAAGUAUUCUUUUUAUUGUGACACAAAAGUUAAUUACACAGUAGGGCAGACUUUUGUUGGUUGCAUAAGUAUUAACCCUUUAAUUCUUAGUAAAAAUCUCCUUUGGCUCAAACACAUGCAUGUGCAAAAUCAACAAAUAUGAUUUGGAAAAUUAGAUUAAUUGUUAUACGGUGGAAUUAAAAAAAGCACUUUAACUGUAGAAAUCAAUAAAAUCAGAUUUUACAAGGUUAAGAUUCUCCAUAAAAGUAGGAAUAUGAAAAUAUAUAUCAAGUCAUAAAGUGUAUCAGCAAAAGUAAAUAACAGAAUAGCUAUGAACAGUUAGACUUUCUUUACUAUCUUCCCAGAAACAGGAUGGGGCUUUACUUAUUUUCUCUCUCCACCAAUGUAUAGGUCAAAGUAAUUAAAAAAUUAUAAUCCUAAAUCAGUUUGGGUUUUUCACUCAUAUACAACAUUUCGGAUAUUAAUCCUCUUCUCACAGAUCCAAACAUAUUGCUUAUUUAAGGAUUCAACCCAAUUUGGUGCAAGAUCAGACUGAAAGCCAAAUACAGCACAGUUCUCAUCCCCAAUAUUGUUGGGUUCACCCUGAUUCCAGAACCUGAAAGAAGAGAAGUGGUCUUCAUAAGGUGUAUAAGGUGAAGUGAAGUGAGUAUAUGGUACCCCAGAGUAGCCAGGAAGGAGACAAACCAGGAGUAAACUCAGAAAUGUGAUAUAUUGUGAUAUAAUACAGAAUGUAUACAAUUGCUGUACACCAUAAAAGUCUGCUGUCUCACAAAAAUAUUGAGUUUUCAUAAACCGAUUCACUUGUCUUUGUUUGUGUUCCCUUCUGUAAAGAUGCUGGCUCUACAAAGAGCCUUCAAUGUGUUCUUACUGUAGAUUUCUACAGUCUGCACUCCAGACUUCAACUCUGAUGAACUCUCUGUGGUUACAUUAAAAUUACAGGAAGUAAUGGUGAGAUCUCAUCUCCCACACCCCAAGCAACACUUUCAGAAGCCCAUCUCUAUACUAUUUUUUACUGACUUUCAGUUCUACAUUAAUGAGACAGAUUAUUAUAAUUCUACAUGGUUCAGUGUAUCAAUCAAUGUGAAGGUGAGAUUCAAAAUAAGCUAAAUCUGUACAAGUGGUAUAUACAGCCUUUCCCUGACCCUGUUUGCUAUGUUGCUUAUUUUUUCUGGUUUGCCUUCCGGCAAAGCCUUCACGCUGCAGGAUGCAAAUGGAUUGUCCUUUCAAACCCAUAAUCCAUUAUAUCACAGGUGUUUAAAAUUCUAUUCCAAUGGGAACUACUUCCUGCAGCACUAGGGUGAUCUAGAUAGACAUGCUGGGCUUGCCUUUGGUGGACAUUGCAAAAGAAUUGAAGGUGCUGACCACUACACUGACUGCAGAGCCUUUUCAGAUCCCAGCCUGCUGCCAGAAGGCCUCCUGCACAGUGAGUGCUCUGGUGAGUUUAAGGAUGCUAAAACAUUUACUUAUGUGGUGGUCAGUGGUAUUGCAGUAGGCACGGGCUGGACAGUGCUCUAAGAGGGUUUUAGAGGGCGGACUGCCCCAGAAAGAACAUGACUCGCAUUGUCUUCUUUCCUUGUCUAUUUAUUCCAAGUACGAUGACAAAUAUAUAUAUAUUUAUAUAUAUAUAUGACUAAAAAAAAACUAUAACUUUUUUAAAAACAUCCUGAUUUUAUGUUAAACUGGUAAAUUUUUUUUAAGAGAUUAUAAUAACAAGUUUUCUUACUUUGUUUAUUAUUAUGCUUAGAUUAUGUGGAGCGUCUGCUGUACAAGUCUCUGCGAAUGGGUUGUUACUAUAGAAACAAUAAGAGAUUAGAACAAGUGCACUAAUACAAACCUGUGAUCUGAGUCACAAUUACUGUCAGAGCGGAGGUUAUAGAAAAUUAAUCAACACUGAUUCAAGAUUUCAAUAGCAAUGUGGUAUAAAUAAAGUGUAUCAAUUACAUAUUUUACCAACAGAAUGUUAUUGCAAAUUAUCCAGGUACAAGAUAACUGGCCAAUCUGGCAACCCUGUAUGUGUCUGUAUGGAGAAAGUGAUCAACCCAAAACAGUUACAGUUACAGUUAAAGCCUACAGUGUUGGACCAAGACUUACUGUAAUUAAUCUUUAUUGUGUCAAAUUAACUAAGUGUUAAUGCUACACUGUGUUAUUGUGUCACUAAGUGUUAAUGCGACACUGUGUGAGUUAAUGCAUCACUGUAUGAGUUAAUGCAUCACUAAGGGUUAGUGCAUCACUGUAUGUGUUACUGCCACACUAAGUGAUAAUGCAACACUAAGUGUGCAUUAUCAGUUUGCAAUAACAAGUGUGCAAUCAGUAUGUGACACUGUAUGUAUUAAUGUAUCACUAUGUGUUAAUGCAUCACUAAGUGUUAAUGCGACACUGUGUGUGUUAAUGCAUCACUAAGUGUUAAUGCGACACUGUAUGUGUUAAUGAAACACUAUAUGAGUCACUGAAGCAUUGUGAACGUAAAUGCAGCACCAGUUUUUGACAACAGAUUUUUAACAGUUAAUCCAAACUUUAAAAAUCAGUUAAACAAGAUUAGAAAUGUAACUUUUAAUUAACUUUCGGCUUUUAGAUUUGAGAAGUUUUGUCAUUGAAUUGUCAUUUAAAAUGUAUUUACAGAUAUAUAUUUUAAGGAAUAAAGAUUUAAGAUCUUUAUUUAAAAAAAAAACAUCAUUUGAGUUUGUAGCUGUCAAUUUAUAUUCAACAUAUGUAUGAACAGCACCACCGUGUGGCUGAAGCCAUCACUGCAUCUAAAUUAUCCUCCACUGCUACUGCUACUACUUUUACUACUACUACUACUACUACUAAUAAUAAUAAUAAUAAUACUAAUUGUUUUUUUAUAAACACUGAGCAAGCCUGAAUCAUGCUUUAUUGCACUGUACGCAAUUGAAACAUGUCUAAAUCAUGUCGUGAAUCAGUUGCUUUAAAUGCAUCUUUUAUACAUCAGUUCACAUGGAGACGCAGUUUAUUUCAAAAUAUAUUCAUAGAAUAUCUGCAAAUAUUAGUACAUUUUAGGAAACAUCCAUUUAUACCUGUAUUUAAGAAUAUAUUGCAGUUUCUUUUGUUGUUUGUCUUGUUCACCUUUCAUUCUUUCAUCUUGAGUAAGUGCUUUAUGAUUCGAUAUAUGUGAAAUGUAUGGCUAUGUUUUCACAGUCACAAACAAAUACAUGUUAAUAUUUCAAUAUAUUUUAACUAUUUUAAAUUGUACCACCAGGAACAAUGUUACCUUCUGUUACAGCUGAAAUAAAAACUCUUUAAAAGACUCAGGAAUUAAAAGACUCUAUUUUAAACUAUUUAAUAUUUAAAACAUUCAGUCUCACAAUUGCAGAUCUUUACAAUUAUUUAUUUAUGAAUAUGUAUUAUUUUCUGUUAGGAACUGAAGAACAUAUACAGUAUAUAUGGCAGCAGCAAUACGCUGAAAUUCUAAUUUAUUAUAUCAUAUUCUUAAUUUAGAGAAUAAGAUUGAUUUAGAGAAAGAUCUAAAAGUUUGACAUGUCAAAAUAUUGAGAUAAUUUACUUCUGACUGUUACAAAGCACUGACACUGGAGACUCCUUCCAUGUAUUAAAUUAAAUGAAACAUUUGUUUAUCUUUUUCUUAGCUUACUUUUUUAACCACACUACUGAGUAAUCUGAGUAAUAUUAUAUGUCAUAUUUUGUUAACGAAAUGAAUAACUUGUGUUAGUGAUAUUUCUCUGUUAGUUUGACAUUGCUUUAAUUUUUUAUUUAGUCAGUACAGUUUAAAGUAGUAUAGAUUUCGAGAUAUUAUCAGUAAAAAGUACUUCAUGAAUGUAAAGAAUCUUGUUAUGAAUAUUUCCUUAAAGUUUUUGCAACAGAACACUUCCUUUACUUUUCUUUCCCUUUUCCUUUGCACACAGUCGGAAGGAAAUAUGAGACAAUACUGUUCCUGCCUGUGCAUUGAAGGGAAAAAAAGUGUUUCUUCUGAGCCUGACUGUUUUUCUUGUUUAUACAUGUGAUGAGCAAGAAGCAGAGAAGCACCAAGAAGCAGAGAGAAGCAGCAAGAAGCAGAGAAGCAUGUCCACUCCAGCAAGAAGCAGAGAAGCAUGUCUGCCCAGCAAGAAGCAGAGAAGCAUGUCCACUCCAGCAAGAAGCAGGGGAGCACGGCCACCCCAGCAAGAAGCAGAAGUUGAGCUCUCUGGCUGCAGCUUUAUUUUUGCAGCUUUUUAGGACCAGUGGAAGGAGGGAAGGUCCUGGUGAUGCCCGUGGACGGCAGCCAUUGGCUCAGUAUGAAGAUCCUGGUGGAGGAAUUGUCUCGGAGAGGACAUGAAAUGGUGGUUCUGGUUCCUGAGACCAGUGUGUUGAUCCACGGCUCUGAUGCAUACACCGCUCGGGGUUUUAAGGUUCCCUACACCAAGGCUGAACUGCAUGAUGGCAGCAUGAAAAGUAUGAAGGAGAGCAUUACGAAAGCGCCACAGAUCUCUGACUUAUUGGAGAAUGUCAUCGGGCUCCUCAGCUUUACUAACAUGCAGGUGAAAGGAUGCGAGGCGCUGCUGUAUAAUGAGCCUCUGAUGCAGAACCUGCGUGAAGAACACUUUGAUAUCAUGCUCACCGAUCCCUUCCUGCCUUGUGGCCCCAUCAUCGCCAAGGCUUUCUCUCUUCCUGCAGUUUACUUCCUGCAUGGACUUCCCCGUGGAUUGGAUCUGGAAGCCGCUCAGAGCCCGUCGCCUCCGUCCUACGUCCCGCGCUAUUUCAUAGACAGCACCGACGUCAUGACGUUUCCUCAGAGGGUCAAGAACGUGCUUAAGGCAGGAUUCGAUGCUAUUCUCUGCAGAGUACUUUUCUCCAGCUUUGAUGAACUCACCAGCAGAUAUCUCAAAAAGGAUGUUUCAUUUAAAGAUGUCCUCGGACAUGCUGCGAUUUGGCUUCAUAGAUAUGACUUCACCUUUGAGUACCCGAGACCUGUAAUGCCCAAUAUGGUGAGAAUUGGGGGCAUCAACUGUGCCAAGAAGAAACCUCUGCCUGCGGAGCUGGAGGAGUUUGUGGACGGCUCUGGAGAUCAUGGCUUCAUCGUGUUCACUUUGGGCUCUUUCGUGUCUGAGCUGCCAGAGAUCAUAGCCCGAGAGUUUUUCAAGGCUUUUAGACAGAUUCCUCAGAGGGUUCUGUGGAGAUACACCGGAGUCAUUCCCAAAGACAUUCCUGAAAAUGUCAAAGUGAUGAAGUGGCUUCCGCAGUACGACCUCUUAGCACACCCCAAGGCCAAGGUGUUCAUCACACAUGGAGGGUCCCACGGGAUCUACGAGGUUAUCUGUAACGGCGUGCCAAUGGUGAUGAUCCCCCUCUUUGGAGAUCAGAGAGACAACGUUAACCACAUGGUGGUGCGCGGAGUCGCAGAGAGCCUGACCAUGUACGACCUGACCUCAGAGAAACUGCUGGGGGCACUCAGAAAAGUCCUCAAUGACAAGAGCUACAAAGAGAAGACAACAGAGCUCUCUAGGAUCCAUAAAGACCGUCCAAUCGAACCGCUGGACUUGGCCGUAUUCUGGACCGAGUUUGUGAUGAGACACGGGGGAGCUGAGUAUCUGAGACCGGCCGCUCACCAUCUCAACUGGGUUCAGUACCACAGUCUCGACGUCAUCGGGUUCCUCUUGCUCGUUCUAGCCACCUUCAUUUUUAUUACCAUCAAAACCUGCACUUUCUGUUUCAGGAAGUGCUUCAGGAGGACUCAGAAGACCAAAAAGGAGUGAGGUGGCCAGUGAAAGAUCAGGAAACUAAUCAGUUCUGUGCUGACUAUAACGAGUUGAUGUAUUGGGUUGAAUGAUUCUCAUACUGUGAAUCCGUGAUGCUGGUCUACCUCUUGAACAUUGCUACCUCUGUCUGGCCUUACAUGCUAUACACGAUGUGACACUCUCCCAAGUUUGGGAAAUGAGGAAGCAGGAUGCAGGCUUGGGAACAACUCAAGAGCUCACUGCAACACAGAACACUCAUUAGUAGAAUUCCCCACAGGUGUGCAUUCCUUACCACUCACCUUCUCCAGCUCUGCCCUCCGUUCACAAACUGGCGCCAUCUGUGCCCCCAACCUGUGGACCACCUUGAACUUAAAUGGCUGAAGUGCCAGAUACCAACGAGUGAUCCACGCAUUGGCAUCCUUCAUGCGGUGGAGCCACUGGAGCGGAGCGUGGUUCGAACAGAUGGUGAAGGCCCGUCCCAACAGAUUAAUGGAGGGUGAGGACUGCCCACCAGAUGGCCUCUAUCCAGGUACAAGAUAACUGGCCAAUCUGGCAACCCUGUAUGUGUCUGUAUGGAGAAAGUGAUCAACCCAAAACAGUUACAGUUACAGUUAAAGCCUACAGUGUUGGACCAAGACUUACUGUAAUUAAUCUUUAUUGUGUCAAAUUAACUAAAUGUUAAUGCUACACUGUGUUAUUGUGUCACUAAGUGUUAAUGCGACACUGCGUGAGUUAAUGCAUCACUGUAUGAGUUAAUGCAUCACUAAGGGUUAGUGCAUCACUGUAUGUGUUACUGCCACACUAAGUGAUAAUGCAACACUAAGUGUGCAUUAUCAGUUUGCAAUAACAAGUGUGCAAUCAGUAUGUGACACUGUAUGUAUUAAUGUAUCACUAUGUGUUAAUGCAUCACUAAGUGUUAAUGCGACACUGUAUGUGUUAAUGAAACACUAUAUGAGUCACUGAAGCAUUGUGAACGUAAAUGCAGCACCAGUUUUUGACAACACAUUUUUAACAGUUAAUCCAAACUUUAAAAAUCAGUUAAACAAGAUUAGAAAUGUAACUUUUAAUUAACUUUUGACUUUUAGAUUUGAGAAGUUUUGUCAUUGAAUUGUGUCAUUUAAAAUGUAUUUACAGAUAUAUAUUUUAAGGAAUAAAGAUUUAAGAUCUUUAUUUAAAAAAACAUCAUUUUCGUUUGUAGCUGUCAAUUUAUAUUCAACAUAUGUGUGAACAGCACCACCGUGUGGCUGAAGCCAUCACUGCAUCUAAAUUACCCUCCACUGCUACUGCUACUACUUUUACUACUACUACUACUACUACUACUACUAAUAAUAAUAAUAAUACUAAUUGUUUUUUUAUAAACACUGAGCAAACCUGAAUCAUGCUUUAUUGCACUGUAUGCAAUUGAAACAUGUCUAAAUUAUGUCGUGAAUCAGUUGCUUUAAAUGCAUCUUUUAUACAUCAGUUCACAUGGAGACGCAGUUUAUUUCAAAAUAUAUUCAUAGAAUAUCUGCAAAUAUUAGUACAUUUUAGGAAACAUCCAUUUAUACCUGUAUUUAAGAAUAUAUUGCAGUUUAUAUUUGUCUUGUUCACCUUUCAUUCUUUCAUCUUGAGUAAGUGCUUUAUGAUUCGAUAUAUGUGAAAUGUAUGGGUAUGUAUUCACAGUCACAAACAAAUACAUGUUAAUAUUUCAA
This is a messenger RNA of Pangasianodon hypophthalmus (striped catfish), 12361 nucleotides long. RefSeq names its product UDP-glucuronosyltransferase-like. Lineage: Eukaryota; Metazoa; Chordata; Actinopteri; Siluriformes; Pangasiidae. The record is from RefSeq and is a predicted model, not a curated record. Gene Ontology annotation, molecular function: UDP-glycosyltransferase activity. The transcript is spliced from 10 exons. Bases 9201 to 10688 code for a protein of 495 amino acids.